Messenger RNA from Aedes albopictus (Asian tiger mosquito), 5671 nucleotides. RefSeq lists its product as uncharacterized. The record is from RefSeq and is a predicted model, not a curated record. The transcript has 3 exons. NCBI's taxonomy places the organism in Eukaryota, Metazoa, Arthropoda, Insecta, Diptera, Culicidae. Bases 532 to 1434 code for a protein of 300 amino acids.
GUUAUUUCGUUGAUUCGUACCAGUAUCAGUAUAGGGCUGAAAUUUGAAAACCUUUAGUAACCAGUGCUUCAACUAGUCAGCCAGGUCGGUUAAUAACUAUCCAGAUGUGUCUUUAAAGAGCAUCGAUGUAUUCAUCUUAGUCCCACAAAGGCGACGUGAGAUUUUGUAGGUAGAGGAGACGAAUGUCUCCUUCGUCGGAUAGGGAGUCCACCCAUGCUCUUUUGUCUCGCCUCGUAUAUGAGCAAUGAUCAUGUCAAUUUCUCCUCGAGAGCCAUAUAGCGCUGAUGGACUUCGGAUUUGGCUCCGGUUUUUGAUGGCGUUUCAUUGAUUUUCUAAGCUUCUACCUGCCGGAAUAUCUGCAACACGGUUCUCCAGCUCCUCUUCGAAGGACUUGUCACGCACGCGCAUUGUCAUCCAGGCGGCAUGCCUGGUUCGUGAUAAACAUUAAAGUCUCCAAGUAGGCGUCCCGGCCGUAUAGACUUAUCUCUGUGACAGCUUCUGAUAGUUCCUCGCCCGAUUCGAAGGUCUACAAUGAAAAGCUCAAAAAAACCCGCAAAAUUUAUACGGCAACGAACGGCAUCGAAAACCUCCCUCCAGAACCUUAGCAAGGAAACGGUCAAAGCCCCGUCGCGCAUGCUUAAGCCUUCCACUGCUGAUGACUCCUCUUCGCCGGCGGUUGACCCACCUGUCGUAUUUGAUCUGAACGGUCGAAAAAUAAGGACUAAUCCAGAGCCAGCACUCAAAGAUGCUCACGAAGAAGUUGCGGUGGAUCGUACUGAAACUGAAAUGAUUACUCCUCCAUGCACCGACCUUGUUAGCAAGCCAUCCGAAUUGAUCGUUUCCGAAUUUUUGAAACAUAGACAUGCUCUACAAAACAUCAAGGAUCAGGAGAAUGAGUUCCUCAAAAUCUUUCAAAAGUAUAACAGGCAACCAUCCGAAAGUCUCCUGGCAAAAGCGAUCGGUGAACGCAGCACUUCCAAAAAGAACGUCCUGAUCCAGUCCGAGAGUCACCCCGUUUUUGAAUGCUGCUACGAAGGCGAAGAAAAUGUUCCCAGUUCUACCAGCUGUUGCGAGGGGGCAUGCCUGAAGAGAGUGGCCAGUCGGUGCUGUUUGGCCAACCAGUAUGAAGGAGAAUGUUCGGUAGGAUUCGGUGGCGCCCCUCAACCAAGGGGGAACAAAUUUCCCUGGCUGGCGUUCUGGAACGGUCUAUCGGUGUUGAUGAUAGCGUUGCUGCUGGGUAUUACCCUGUUGGUGAACUUUGACCACCUGAUGGCCAUUCGGAAUGGGCGCGAGUGGAGGAGGGAGAUGAUUCUGCCUCCGCCGGUGGCACCAGAGGCACGAGGAGUUUUUGACAGAAUUAGGGACUUCCUGAUGAAACUUUGGGUAGAACUGAAGGAUAUGAUUGUGUUGGAUGAGCUUGAGGGAGACUUUUAAAUACGAUCUUGUCGUUUGUUAGUAGACCUAUAUCGAAACCUAUUAAAUCAGUAUUCUUGUUCAGUGUCAGAUCUGUGUAAUAUUCAUAAACCACAGCCUUAACUCUAUUCUCCUUUUUAUCUCACAAUAAAAUAAAAAAAAACUGUGACCCCAGCUUGUCGCAGUGAUAAAUAACCACAAUCAAUAAGUAAAUCCCAUUUUCUCGUAUUCUUUUCUUUUGCAGGUUUGUCCCCAUGAUUUAUGAGACUAAAAUAAGGCGGCGGCAGUUCGGUCCUGCCGCCGGCGCUGUAAGCUACCUAUAUGCUCCUCUACAUACAGAGAUUGUCUUCGCACAUUCGUAAGUAAGAUACACAACACACUAUGAAGUGAUGUGACAUGCUCACUGCUCAGCUCAGCUACAAUACAAAUGAAUUCAUUGUUCCGCACUGAAGUCGAUGGGAUGUCGUUAGAUAAAUCACAGUAAAUGUGACUGAGUGAAUCCACGUGACUGGCUAACCGUAUUGCGGGGAAGAUUAAUUAAAAUCCAUAGAAUGGGAAGUCAAAAAGUUCGCGUUUAAAAAAAAUAUGACGAUGGUUCACUUUUUCGGGCUCUCAAGAUUUAAAGCCCCUUAAGGGUCUCCAUUUAGCCAGUGGUAAGGCUUUGGAUUGCCAAUCCGGAGACGGUGGGUUCGAUUCCCGUUUUAAUCGGGAACUUUUCUCGACUGCCCUGGGCAUAGUGUAUCAUUGUGCUUGCCUCACAAUAUACAAAUUCAGACAAAGAAAGCCCUUCAAAUAAUAUCUGUGGAAGUGCUCGAAGAACACUAAGUUGAAGAGAGGCAGGCCAAGUUCCAGUUGGAAUGUCGAGCCAAAAAGAAGAAGAAGAAGAAGGGGUGAGAAAUGUUAUGCAAAGGGAGGCACAAAGGUCCUCAAGGGAUAGUUUCAGUGGAUUUAAGGGUAGUUGAGCGGCUUUUUAAGGAGGAAAAGAAUGACAAGGACCGAUAGGUAUUUCAAGGAGAGAGGCAGGGAGACUUUCAAGCUUUCAAUGAAAGUCAAGAAGGGCUAAGUGGGAUUAAGCGGGAUACUUGGGGUUUUAGAGAAUUUACAGGAAACUUCCAAAGAAGUUCGUAGAGACUUCAGAUGGUUUUCAGAGAUCUUAAGAUGGACAGCGAGACAAUGGAUACCACUCGUUAACAUCCAGGGGAGUGUAGUUUCAGAGAUUUUGGUCAAUUUUGAAUUAUUCCGGGGAAACCCCUCCUUGCUAUUACUUCGUGUUUUUUUCUGAAAUGAUCUCUGAAGGGACGUUCCUAAAUAAUAAUUACAUACCACUAUAUUUCGCCUUUUGGGGCUAUUACUAGGCUAGUGUAGGGUUUGCCAGCUCCACAACAGCGCUACACUAGCACGCAAGCACCGCAAUAAUAGUGCCAUGUGAUUGCUUGGGUUCUUGCUGAAAUUCGUUUUAUGAGUUUAGCAUAAAUUCUUCUUAAAAUUUCUAGAAAAUUCUCCAGGAUUACCCAUUGGCGUAUCUAGGAUUUUUUCCUAGGGGGUGCCUAGAGGGUGCCAAUUUCAGUGGCUUCCAGGUUGUUUUGCUGUGUAUUUUUUUUAAAGGGAAUACCGAUCCACCCUCAACUUCUUAGUACUUAGUACAACUUCCUAGCAAUGAUAUACUGCGUCGCUGAAAAAAAUAGCCCGCUAAUGUUGGCUUACGUAAAGUCAACAUUGUAUUGAGUCUGGUUUGUACGUAUAAUAUAAGAAAUUUGUGUUUCGGCAAAACAUUUUUUCGGUUAUUCCUCUGGGAAUAUUCCCGGUAAUUUAUUUGGAAAUCAUUUUGCAAUUUAUUUCAUUUUUUUUGGAAAUUUCUCAGUUACUCCUUUGGAUUUGGCAUUUUUUUCGAUAAUAUCUUUAGAUCCAUUUCAGCAAUUUCUUUAGCAAUUUAUUUGGUAAUAUGUUUGGAAUUUGAUACUAAACAGUAUUCGCGUAUCCUUUGAAAAUUUCAUCGGUAAUUCCAUUAGGACUAGGAUUUUUUCAUUUCAUGGGAAAACCUUCUGAAGUGUUUUCUCGGGAGAUCCUUUGCCAAUUUUUAGUGGUCUUUCAGGUAUGUUUUUUUAAUGUCAGCAAUUCUAUUGAUAUUCACUUUUUGAAAUUCUCCAAUUACUCUUAGGGCAAUUCAUUUGGAAAUUCUUUUAGUGAAGCUUUUGGUAAUGCAGUCGACAAUGACUCUGGGAACUUCCUCACAUUUUUUUAUUUAUUCUACAGUCAUUCUACUCUUUUGGGAUUUUCGUAGAUUUUUUGGACUUUCAUUAUCCAAGAAUGCUAUUCGGUAUUCCUUCGGAAACUUCUUUGGAAAUUCCUUUAUAAACCGUUUCUAUAAUUUUAAUGAAAAUUCUUUAGACAAUUUCUUCUAGCUUUCUUCAACAAUUCGGAAUUCCUGCAGCAGAUGAUUCAGGAAUACAUUUAGCAACUCCCAUGUUUCUUGCAUUGAAAAUUUAUUCAGGAAAAUCAUCAGCAAUUCCUUGGGAAAUUUUGGAAACUUCGAUUAUUGCUUUGGGAACUUCUUCGGUAAUUCCUUUGAAAAUUGAUUCGGCAAAUGUCUUAGCGAUUUCCUUCGGCAAUUUAUUUGAAAAUAAAAAUCUUUGUCACGGUGAUUCUACGGCAAUUAUUUUUAGGAAUUCUCACAAAAUUUUCUUCAGAAAUUCCUUUGAUGAUUUCGGAAGAUUCUUUUAUGUUUAUUUUGAGAUUGGAUUUGAGCAAUUCCCUAAAAUAAAAAGCCUUAAGAUUUUCCUCAGGAAUUCCUCUUGUAAUUCUUAUAUGAAUUCUUUUGCCAACUACUUUGAAAGUUCUAAGGUAAUUUUGAUAACAAUUUUUCCGGCAAUAUAUUUGGGAAUUUGUCAGGAAGUUUUUCAUGAAUUUAAUAGGAUUUUCUUUGAGAAAGCCCAGUAGAGAAUUUUUGCAUUUCCAGUUUAGCAAUUUUCGGAAGUAGUGUAGAAUUAGUAAAUAUUCAAAUACACGUAAAUAAAAAUUAAAAAUAAAAUCGGAAGCAAUAAAUAUAAAUAAAAUUAAAUUAUGUAUAAAAAAAUACAAAAGUAAUCACAAUAAAAUAGCCUGAGAAAUUUGCAGAAUAACAGAAAAAUAAAUUGCAUAAAUAAUUUCAGAGGAAAAUCCUUUGAAAUUAUAGGUAAAAAUCCAUGGAAAUUGCUGAUUAAAUUCCACCACCGCAGUAAUUUUCAAUUAAAAAACAACCAUGCCGAAGGGAUUCGAAUGCCACCAAAACGCGAUUUUUUACACAAACUCAUCUCUUAAUUUGUCAGUUAGGAACAAGCUGUGCCUUCUAAUUAAUUACGAGUUUUUCUCUAGUAAUACAUUCUAGAAUUUCUGGGAUCAUAGUGUGCCCUGCUUGCGGUAGGAUGCAAAAUUUUGACUGUCAAGAUUUUUUUCUCGAAUUUUUGUUAGUUUAGGCGAUUAUUUUAGAAUGAGAAUCGUACCAUAUUUGGUUCAUUUAGUUGUGAAGUGAUAAGUUCCAGACUACAUGGUGUCAUCAUUCAAGAUUAUCCGUGGUGUUUGAGGCUUAACCGGUGAAGUAGCUUCCGAGGAAGACCACUGCAAGAAACGAAAAUGGUAGUCGCCCCAAGGUCGCCCCAUAAAAAGAUGGAUGAUGUGUGCAGUAGCAAGUAGUCACAAAUGGCGGAAUUUCAUCCAGAUAUGCCGAAAUGCUGGUGAGGAUGUUCCUUUUCUUUCUCGAUUAUACAAUUACUUUUGGCCUUUUUCGUAAGUACACUUUUGUUUCCUUUUUUUUUUUUUUUUGAACGAGGGAAUCAUUUUACAUUUUUAACAAAUUCAGUGGCAAGUAGACACGUUCUCCGCGUCAUUUUUAUUCAAGCCAAGAUUCGUAAUGUCGCGGAUGUGAAAGAUAAAAAAACAGUUUUUAUUGAAGUCGUUUGAGGUUAAUUGAGAUUUUUUUUUAUUAUGAUGAUGUUUGAUAAUGUCACUUAUAAAACUACGUCCUGUCUCAAAAAUACCAUCACUUUGUCCCUAAGACAGUCUAAGCAAGGCUAAACGUCGCGUUCAGUUCAAUUCUGUGUGAAAUGGACUAAAGGUUUCUGCUUCCUAGCGGGGUAGAGACAAAGCUACACUCCCAGGGGCUUUUCCCUGCUCCAAAUAAAUUAACAUAAAAAAAAAACAAACAAAAUAGGUUCUGAUCAAUAAGGUAAAGAAACAAUUAUUUUACAGAAUAAACAAUGUUAGCAAGAAUGAACGAAAAAAA